CGCCAGCGCCAACAACUCAGCAAACGAAUCAAAAAAACAGCUGCGCUGUUUGCAUUUAAUUUGUAUUAUUAUAAACUAUUUUAUGAGAUGAUAUGCCGACUCUGUCUGGAGGAUGCUGAGCACGGUGUGCCCAUUUUCGGGCAGGAAGCAGCGGCGACGACCAUGCCGCCGGCUCUGCUGAUCGAGCGGCACCUGCAGCUGGUGCUGGCGGCCAAUGAUGCCGUGUCCACCAGCCUGUGCCACCGAUGCUGGCAACAGUUGGGCGACAUCGAGCACUUUUGCUCAAUGGUGGCGGAAAAGCAACGCUCGCUGCACCGCUCCCUGCAGCUCAAGACCGAGGUGCCCGAGCUGCCGGAGCUGGCCGAACCGGAACCAGAGCCCGCCAUGGUGGUAUGGAACACGGAGACCACGCCCAUUGAGCCAAAGCUGGGCUUUGAGGGCGACGAUAUCAAGGAUCAUAUACUAUGCGAACCGGUCAUCGAUGCCAUGUCCGCUGGCGAUGACAAGGACAGCGAUUAUGGCGACACCUUUGAGCCGGACUUUGAGCCUGCGGCCGGCUAUCAAUCCGAGGGCGAGGGCGAGCUAGAGCCCAAGCCGGAUCCGGUCAAGCCACGCCGCCGGGGCAGGCCGCGCAAGACGCCGCUGCAGCAGACACAGCAGAUCAUCAAGCGGAAGUAUGAGAAGCGACCCAAGCCGGCCGCCAAGCAGGAGUUGUCACUACGCGAGUCACGGGCACGUUUGAGAGAGCUGAAGCGCACCAGUAACGAGGAGGAUGAGGAGGAUGAUGAUGAUGAGGAGGAAGAGGAGGAGAAGGAGAUCAUGACGGCGGAAGGUAUGGAAAAGCCCAAGCCCAGUGGCAAGCGUGGCCGACCGAAAAUCAAAAAGGAACCAGGCGAUGAUGAUAUGGAAGCCCCUGUCAAACGCAGCAGCAUCAAGGAAAUGGAUGACUAUAUAGCCGCCAAUGUGAAGCUGGAUUGCGCCCUAUGCGCUGCCCCUCUAGAGGACUUUAAUGAUCUCAAGCGUCACUUUCGUGUGGAGCAUGACUGUACGGGCUUUGUCAAGUGCUGCAAUAAUCGUUACAAAAAGAGGACAUUGUAUGUGGAUCAUCUGCAUUGCCACAAGGAUCCGCAGUAUUUUAGCUGCCAGAGUUGUCGAAAGAACUUUCUUAAUCGGAAUAGCCAGGUGAUGCAUAUGCUGCGCUUCCAUUCGCAACAACAGGAGCUGGUCCAUCAGUGUGCCAUCUGUGAGGCGCGUUUUGCCAAGAAAUUUCUGCUGACCAUGCAUCUCAAGGGGCACAAGGGUACCGAACGGCCCGAAGUGUGCGAGGAUUGCGGCAAGACAUUCCGCACCAAAUUCGAGCUGAGUGCCCAUGUUAAGCGCAUGCAUGCUGCUGAUUUUACACCCAUCAUUUGUGACAUUUGUGGUACACAUUUCCGUUCCAAGGCCAAUUUUCUUAUACACAAGAAGGCAUUGCAUCCGGAUGGGCCCGUGGCGGAGGUUCAGUGUACCCUAUGCGGCCGCUGGCUGCGGGACGAGCGUAGCCUGCGCAAGCAUCUUGCUAGACACGAUGAUCGUGACGGUGACACUAAGUACCGAUGCCUGCUCUGUAAUGCAGAGAAGUCAUCCCGUGCCGCACUCAGCAGCCACAUGCGGUACCAUCACUCCGCCAAGCGGCACAAAUGCAGUCUCUGCGACAAGGAAUUUAAGCUGCCCCGAGCAUUGGCUGAACACAUGGCCACCCAUACGGGCAUUGAUCUGUAUCAGUGUCAGUUUUGUACACGCACUUUCAAGUCGCACGCCAACAUGCACAACCACAAAAAGAAGAUGCAUCCGAAUGAGUGGGUGCGCAAGUAUUCACAGCCCAGCAGCAGCCUAGCCCAAGGCAACACCAGCACAUCCUUAGCUUUGGCUCCACCACCAGUUCCGCUGCAACCUCCUCCAUCACAGACAACUCUUCCCACGACGACGACAACAACGGGUGGUGUCCAUCUUCUACCCGGCAUGGCUGCUCCUUUGACCAUUGUACCCAAGUCCCUCAUUGAAAUACCCGACCCCGAGGGCUUUGACUUUGCCAGCAACAGCUCCGUGUGCCCCACACCCGACUGA
This is a messenger RNA of Drosophila kikkawai, 2106 nucleotides long. RefSeq names its product transcription factor grauzone. The record is from RefSeq and is a predicted model, not a curated record. Gene Ontology annotation, cellular component: nucleus. Gene Ontology annotation, molecular function: DNA-binding transcription factor activity, RNA polymerase II-specific; RNA polymerase II cis-regulatory region sequence-specific DNA binding; zinc ion binding. Gene Ontology annotation, biological process: regulation of DNA-templated transcription. Lineage: Eukaryota; Metazoa; Arthropoda; Insecta; Diptera; Drosophilidae.